AUGCCGACGAAAAAAGCGUCCAAAUCUAAAAAGGCCAAAGGCGGGAAAGAAAAGAAGGAAGGCAAACGGGACUCGAAAACGGACAAAGAGUCGGACGUGGAGAAGGCCAAGGCCAACGCCGUCCUGUGGGAGCUGAGGUUAAAGGCCACCGAGCAGUCCCUGAGGGACUACACCGAGUCUUGUCAGAAGGUGGCACGCGCAAACGAGCAUCUGACCAAUCAGCUGUACCACGCGGAGAAAGACGCGAUCCAUAUAGCAGGCCACUGGGAGAGACAGCUGGCAGCUAAAGAGGAAAAGAUUUGUGUGCUGGAGAAGGCCUUACAAACUCAGCAGGGGCUUGCCCGAGAAGAGAAGGACAAAUUGGUCAGUGAGCUUAACAUGAUCCAGGAAGAAAUGAAGAAAAUGAAAGAGAUAGAAGUCCAAAGGGAGCAGGAUAUCAUUCACAUGAAACAAAGCAGUGAUGAUGCUCACAAGAAGCUAAUACAACACCUAAGAGAGAAGGAGGAUCAGUUCUUAAAAGAAAUGGAACGCUUGGAGAAAGAAACAAAGGCAUGUAGUCAAACAAUGGCCAAGAUGGCGGAGGACCACCGUGAAGCCAUUGUGCGAUUGAAAGAUGCUUUGCACUCUGUGAUCAAGGAGCGCGAUUGCCUCAGUGACAAGCUGAAAUAUCACAUAAAGGAGGCAGAGGAUCUGCAGAAGUUAGCAAAGUUACUGACUGAGGAAAACACCUCACUGGCAUUGGACAAGAGCAUGCUGGAGUUGACGGUAAAGGACAACGCAGCACAGUUAGGGACUCAAAAACAGAAGCUAUCUGAACUGAGAGCUGAGGUGGCUUCCCUCGAGGAGGCCCUACAGCUCAAAGCCGUGGAGAUUGAGCAGCAGGAGAAGAAGGAGAAGGCGAACCUGGUCACCAUCCAGGCCAGCCAGGUGGAGCUGGACAAGUUGCAGAAAGUGCUCGCGAUGCGAGAAAAGGAACUGAAGCAUGUGAAGCAACUGGCGAGCACCAUUGUAGCAAAGCGCCAAGAGCUGGAGGAGUUCUUCCAUGAAGCACUGGGUCAUGUGAGGAAGGAGAUCAAGGACAGCAGGCUCCAAUACAAAAAGGAGGCACUGCAGAGUUAUCGUAGGAGGUUUAGAGAAGCCACAGCAGGAAAGAUAAAGUUCCCACCCAUCCGCACCUUCCAUAAAACUGCCCACAGUACCAACUCUGUCUAUUCAGACAUGGAGGCGGCUGCGACAUGGACGGAUCAACCGGGGGGCGAAGUUGAAAUCUCUGAUCUCACUUGGGAGCAAAAGGAACAAGUGCUCCGGCUUCUCUUUGCUAAAAUGAAUGGAUGCAGAGAAAGCCAAGUCAGCCGACAGGUGGCUCUGCCGGCCUCCACUGAGAAGAGGAGCUUCACGGAGAGCGAUGUAGCCGGAAUUAGAGAGGAGCUGUCCCCGGCGACCAUGAGCACCCCGGCGCCAUCAGAGUCCACGCUGCACUCGCGGCCAGCCGCCCAGCCAGAUACACACAUCACGUGA
Pelmatolapia mariae (spotted tilapia) is the source of this 1518-nucleotide messenger RNA. It is a transcript of the gene bbof1a, whose product is annotated as basal body orientation factor 1a. The coding region runs from base 1 to 1518 and encodes 505 amino acids. The transcript is spliced from 11 exons. NCBI's taxonomy places the organism in Eukaryota, Metazoa, Chordata, Actinopteri, Cichliformes, Cichlidae. The record is from RefSeq and is a predicted model, not a curated record.